Messenger RNA from Actinia tenebrosa (Australian red waratah sea anemone), 1421 nucleotides. RefSeq lists its product as uncharacterized. Gene Ontology annotation, biological process: regulation of transcription by RNA polymerase II. Gene Ontology annotation, molecular function: RNA polymerase II cis-regulatory region sequence-specific DNA binding; DNA-binding transcription factor activity, RNA polymerase II-specific. NCBI's taxonomy places the organism in Eukaryota, Metazoa, Cnidaria, Anthozoa, Actiniaria, Actiniidae. The record is from RefSeq and is a predicted model, not a curated record.
UUUGCCCUGCAUGAUCAUGGCUACUGAUCUAAGUUCACACAACUCGCAGAAUAAUAACAAACGUUGUAGUGAAAGGAUUUCAGAAAUUUUAUCUAGGCAAUGGAAGAGCUGCCUCUGUCUCCUCCCUCAACGCCUUCUAACGGUUCAAAAGUUAUGGAAGACGACUACAGAACAAACUCCGAUGUUGAAGAAAUUCACAGCGAAUCAAGUGUGGAUCUUGAUGCCGUACAAUCGCUCCUUGCUAUGAGUCGAUGGUCUCCGCCAACUCCUGAACGAAAUACACCAAGUCCUGACUCAGGAAUGYCCUCGAUGAGCAGGAAUUCUUCCAGUGCGUCGCUGAGUAGCACUUGUACGAGUARCAGUACAAUGUCUUCUGAUGAAUCGUCUGGUAGUGGCUCCGAUUUUAACUAUAAAAAUCUAAAGAAAGGAGAUCUCGCUACCGAUACACGAUACACGAAUAAUACGGACUCGCGGACAACUGUGUCACCAAAUAGCUCUACAUCCCCUCUACCAAAUGCUGGCUUCAGUCCUGUACUUCUUCCCGGUGGAGGAAAUCUUCCCGCGGGAGCAAUCAUGAUUUUGUACCCUGUAAAUGGCACCAAUGUUYCUACUGAUCAAAGAGGCAUCCUCAUCCCACAGCUGUCACAAAACAACUUGCUAACUCUCGCGGGACAACAGUCCGUUCAGAAUCUAACAGAUGGAGGAAAAAACCAAACAACAAGACGUCGAAAUCACGUCUGUAAYUACGAAAACUGUGGAAAAACCUAUUUCAAAAGCUCCCAUUUGAAAGCCCAUCUUCGAACACAUACUGGAGAAAAGCCCUUUCCAUGCACUUGGGAAGGCUGUGAGAGAAGAUUUGCAAGAUCAGAUGAACUGGCUCGUCAUAAGAGAACUCACACAGGUGAAAAGAGAUUUGCCUGUACACUCUGUGGUAGAAAAUUUAUGAGAUCUGAUCAUCUGACCAAACAUGCUCGCCGACACAUGACUGCUAAAAAAGUUCCAGGAUGGCAGCUUGAAAUGAGCAAGCUUAAUCAGAUUGCUGCCAUGCAGUCAUCAACCCUGGUACCAGCAUCAGUUGCUAAUUCUGGGCCUCAGAGUGUCCCCUCCAUGGCAGUACCAAUAAGUUCUUUCAGUAGAAUGACAAAUUUGGUAMCUACCACAAGUCAAGGAUCAUAGUGAAAUCAGAAAGGGCUAUACAUGAAAGAAACGGUGAUGAUCCAGUGGACAUACACCCUGUCACUGCUAAAGGAUGAGAACAAGCAAGUCUUGUCAAGCACAAGAUAGAUGUGUCCCUUCAGAUAAAUGCCCCUCUGYUUUCUUACUUCUAAUAGAAAGUUAACGAGGAAACAUUUAAGCAUACGCAUUAUUAAAGCUUCCAUCGUCUAGUGAAUAUUGCUUACACAUUGCUGACUUAGUAAGAA